GUCGGUGUUCCCGCCGUCAGCACGAGAGGAUCCAGGUGGUGGAAGCGACAGGUAUUGUGAGAAGUUCAUGGUGAACGACGGUCGACGAUGUAUAACAGCGUGUGGCCCUCCUCUUCAAGGGUGUAGGCACGUCGUGCAAAACGGAAACAAGUCUUACGUAGAGAGUCGCAGCGGGUAUUGGGGGUCCCGUUGCAUGUCACACGCCCUUUGCCGUACCCCGGUGCCAAUCGUUUCUUGCUUGGGUGCUGGCUGUUGGUCCCUUGGAACCACGGUGCUGCCGAGCAUAUCGCACAUCACGACGCUCAAGGGACUGGACUCCGAGAACGAUGAAUCCGUGUUCGCGAAGAACGACAUGCCGGUGCCGAGCUCCAGUGAGUUGGAUCCAUGAUACAACAGGUCGUCACGGGGAUGUACCUCAAGAUCUCUCUGUCUGACUCCCUCAGCCUGUACGUCGCAAGGUUCCCGACCUGGUUCUUCUUCGCCAAGGCCCCCGGCAAGCGCCUCAUCGCAGCCUUCGUGUUUGCCAUGGGGCUGAGCACCAUCCUUGCGGUCACGUGGCCGCUGGGUGACGGGGCCAGCACGAUCGACGCCCGGAUGGCGGCGGUGGUGUGGGUGUACUGCCUGGUUUGGUUCCUGGUUCAAGAUGCGGCUAAGGUCGCCAUCAUCCGGCUGAUGGAAAGGAGCAACCAGUUCGACAUGGGCCACACUACCAGCCACAAGCGCGUCUGUGAGUGUACAUUACCAUACGCUAGCCGUAAGCUGUUCGGAAUCCCUACUUCUAACAUUGUCUCAUUCGAAGCCUUUGUCCGAAUGCGUCAUGAUCCCCCGACAGGGUGA
Molecule: messenger RNA, 837 nt
Organism: Ectocarpus sp. CCAP 1310/34
Lineage: Eukaryota; Phaeophyceae; Ectocarpales; Ectocarpaceae
Source: the annotation of a GenBank genome assembly